AAUCACAAUAAUCACAUUAAGAAACUUAGAUAUCCGUUUCGUCUUCUUCUUUCUUUCAAAACUAGGUAAGAGUUCAUUUGAGCUGCAUAUCCGCAACAUUAAAGCCGUAAUUAAUUCGAUUAAUUUCUAUUUAUUUUUAGUAAACUGGACGGUAGAAAAAGAUGAGCAAUGAAGGCGGCGAUCAACAAAGAGGUGCCCCUCGUUUGAAUGAGAGGAUCCUCUCAACUUUGUCCAGACGAUCUGUUGCUGCCCAUCCUUGGCAUGAUCUCGAGAUAGGACCUGAAGCUCCCCACGUUUUCAAUGUUGUAAUUGAGAUAUCAAAAGGAAGCAAAGUCAAGUACGAGCUUGACAAGAAAACUGGUCUCAUUAAGGUUGAUCGAGUGCUAUAUUCAUCGGUAGUUUACCCUCAGAACUAUGGUUUCAUUCCUCGAACGCUAUGUGAAGAUAGUGACCCCAUGGAUGUAUUAGUCCUCAUGCAGGAACCUGUCAUCCCAGGUUGUUUCCUUCGAGCAAGAGCCAUCGGACUUAUGCCUAUGAUCGAUCAGGGAGAGAAGGACGAUAAAAUCAUAGCAGUGUGUGCUGAUGAUCCAGAAUAUCGACACUACACUAACAUAAACCAGCUUGCCCCUCAUCGCUUAGCCGAAAUCCGCCGCUUCUUUGAAGAAUACAAGAAGAAUGAGAACAAAGAGGUUGCUGUUGACGAGUUUCUGCCUCCAAAUACUGCUGCUGAUGCCAUCCAGUACUCCAUGGACCUUUAUGCUGAAUACAUAUUACAGACGUUGAGGAAGUAAUCUUAUGCUUCUAAAGAGCAUGGUAUCAGAGUAUUUAUGCGAUGCUGUUGGAAGUGAAAUUAAACUGUCACAAAUCAUUUAAAUAAUUUUGUUUUAUUACCACACAAAUGUGCUAAAAAGGAUCAUCUUCUGCUACAGCCGGCUUCUGAAUUUUCUACUUUAUUUUAAAUCAAUGUAUUAAUGUCUAAUUCCAAUAUAAUCUUGUUUGAGUUAAAAUUCUCUUCAAUUCCCCUUCUGAAAAAUAAGAGCAAAGCAAAAAGCAAAUUGCAAUAUAUAUUGCAAAGU
This is a messenger RNA of Lycium ferocissimum, 1076 nucleotides long. Its product is annotated as soluble inorganic pyrophosphatase PPA1-like. The record is from RefSeq and is a predicted model, not a curated record. Gene Ontology annotation, biological process: phosphate-containing compound metabolic process. Lineage: Eukaryota; Viridiplantae; Streptophyta; Magnoliopsida; Solanales; Solanaceae. The transcript is spliced from 8 exons. Gene Ontology annotation, molecular function: inorganic diphosphate phosphatase activity; magnesium ion binding. Gene Ontology annotation, cellular component: cytoplasm. The coding region runs from base 162 to 791 and encodes 209 amino acids.